Messenger RNA from Pseudogymnoascus verrucosus, 982 nucleotides. It is a transcript of the gene RPL24, whose product is annotated as 60S ribosomal protein L24. The record is from RefSeq and is a predicted model, not a curated record. Bases 1 to 480 code for a protein of 159 amino acids. NCBI's taxonomy places the organism in Eukaryota, Fungi, Ascomycota, Leotiomycetes, Thelebolales, Thelebolaceae. Gene Ontology annotation, biological process: cytoplasmic translation. The transcript is spliced from 3 exons. Gene Ontology annotation, molecular function: structural constituent of ribosome; mRNA binding. Gene Ontology annotation, cellular component: cytosolic large ribosomal subunit.
AUGCGUACCUACGACGACACCUUCUCCGGCACGAAGAUCUACCCUGGAAAGGGUAAGAUCUACGUCCGCGGCGACAGCAAGAUCUUCCGUUUCCAGAAGGGCAAGUCCGAGUCCCUGUUCCUCCAGCGCAAGAACCCCCGCCGCAUCGCAUGGACCGUCCUCUUCCGCAGACAACACAAGAAGGGUAUCUCCGAGGAAGUCGCCAAGAAGCGCUCGCGCCGUACCGUCAAGAGCCAGCGUGCCAUUGUCGGCGCCUCGCUCGAUGUGAUCAAGGAGCGCCGCACACAACGCCCCGAGGCGCGUGAGGCUGCCCGCAAGGCCGCCAUCGCGUCCGGCAAGGAGAAGAAGUCCGCUGCCGAGUCGGCAAAGAAGGCCAACAAGGCCAAGACCGCUGCGAACGCUGCCAAGGGAGGAUCGAGGAUCACGAGCAAGCAGGGCUCCAAGGGAGCUCAGGCCAAGGUGGCCGCCAACACCCGCUAAAUCGUUGGGACGAUGGGUUUGGGACUGCUCGGGCUGGGAACUUUUACGUGAUACGGGGCUUGCUGGAUGCGCAUAGUAGCUGUUGUUCAAUGCAAGUCUGAUACGUGUAUUCGGGACUACUUGCGGUUUUGUGUGAAUGUGGAUGUGAUACGAAUGCGAGGCGGAGUCGAUACAAGGCCGAUAUACGAUUGGAGAAACGACAAACCCGAGCUAUUUUGCCGACAGCCGAACCGGAGACUCUGCCUUGAUGUGUUUUGUGUGAAAGGGAAACAGUCGACUGUCUUUGAAAUUUGUGACUGGGCUUGUUACGCUUUUGUCUACGGAUAUAUCUACCCCUCCAUCCCAUCCCAGCCCACCCCUGAGGCCAGCUUCUCAAAUAAUCUCCAGGGUCCUAUUUCCUCCACAACAGCCAUGGCACGAAGAAACCCAAUUGGAAUUGCUUCUAUGGCCGUACGAAAACAGUAUUUAAAUAUAAUUCUUACCAUGCAUUUUAUAAUCAAGC